UUUUUUUGUUACUUGUUUUUGUUCAAUUCAUAAUGUUUUCAAUUGUGAUAACUCAUAUUUUAGGUUUAAUAAUUGUUGAAAUGGUUGGUCCAACCUUGUGUUUCAUACCAUCCAGAAUACCGACUCAAGCGCUUCCCAAACCAUUUGUAUUUAAUCAAUCUUCCUCGACAUCUCUGGAAACAACAACAGAAAUGCCAUUAACCAAGCUUCAUAUUGGAGGUUUAUUUCCAAUGACUGGGACUGGAGGUUGGCUCGGAGGCCAAGGUUGUCAACCAGCAGUGGAAAUGGCACUGGAAGAUGUAAAUAGUAGACCGGAUUUACUCCCGGGUUAUUAUCUUUCCCUUACUCCAAACGAUAGUAAGUGUGAUUCUGGUUUAGCCUCUGCUUUACUUUAUGAACUCGUCUAUGAGCCACCAACUAAAAUAAUGAUACUGGGUGGUUGUUCAAUUGUAUGCUCAACAAUUGCUGAAACAGCUAAAAUGUACAAUCUCGUAGUCUUUGGUUAUGGAUCCUCAUCUCCAGCUUUAUCUAAUCGAAGUCGCUUCCCAACCUUCUUCCGCACACAUCCAUCUGCAACUAUACACAAUCCAACUCGAGUUAAGCUUUUCAAGGAAUUCAAGUGGCAAAGGAUUGCAAUAAUUCUCGAAGCUGAAGAAGUUUUUGUCACCACUGCCAAAGAUUUGGAGUAUCAAUGUAAAAAGGCUGGAAUUGAAGUUUUGACUCGAGUAACAUUCCUUUCUGAUCCAUCGGAUGCCGUCAAAAGCUUGGCUCGACAAGACGCACGAAUAAUUGUAGGCAUAUUUUACGGUGGUGAAGCACGUAAAGUCAUGUGUGAAGCAUAUAAACAAAAUCUUUACGGAAAACAAUAUGUUUGGUUUCUUCUUGGUUGGUAUGAAGAUAACUGGUAUUUACCAGUGAAAGGACUCAAUUGUACCAAAGAAGAGAUGCUCAAAGUGGUCCAGGGCCAUUUUACGACAGAAGCCAUUAUUUUGAAUCGAGACAAUAAACAAACAGUUGCUGGUAUAACUGCCCAACAAUGGCUGGAUAAAUAUCAUCAACGUUUGAACCAAAAUUUAGGAACUUCUGUAAGACCUGAAGGUUACCAAGAAGCUCCGUUAGCCUACGAUGCAAUUUGGGCCGUGGCCUUAGCUUUAAAUGCGACUAUGCACAAACUUAAGAAACGCGGGAUCGCCAUCGAAAGCUUCAAUUAUGAAAAUAAAUUGAUUAGCCAAGAGAUUCAAAAUUCAUUGCGAGACACUUUUUUUCUAGGAGUAUCGGGUGAAGUCAAAUUCACUGAUGAAGGUGAUCGUAUAGCUUUAACUCAAAUUGAACAAAUGGUCAAUGGUAAUUACAAUUUGCUGGGCUAUUAUGAUACUCAAGAUGAUAAUUUAAGUUGGGCGAGUGCACCUCAAUGGCUUGAAACUGGAUCACCACCAAAAGAUCGAACAGUAAUUGUUGAACAACUGAAAACAGUUUCACUCUCCUUUUUUGUAACCCUCAACGCAAUAGCCGCCAUAGGAAUUAUCUGGUCAAUCGGACUUAUCUGCUUUAAUUUCAAAUUUAGAAAAUUUCGAUACAUCCAAAUGUCACAACCAUUAUCCAAUUAUAUAAUGUUGGUAGGAUGUAUCGGCUGUUUAUCCUCAGUGAUACUUUUUGGCCUGGACAGUCAAAAGAUUAAUGCGAGAGAUUUCACCAAACUCUGUCAUAGUCGAGCUGUGUUACUUUCAAUAAGUUUCUCUCUCUUUUUCGGAGCCAUGUUCACAAAGGUCUGGUUUGCAUACAGAUUAUCCACUCAAUUGGAGCAAUCGAGUAAAUCAAAGCAAAAGGUUGAGAAUGCUCAGGUAGUCUUGAUGAUAUCUUUAUUCUGCUUGAUUGAUGUCGCAAUUUUGACCAGUUGGUUUAUCAAAAGCCCAAUGAUCCGGAUAACUGAAAAGCUGGAACAAGAAGAUGUAGAUCCAAAUGAUGAAAAUAUCAAGAUUGUUCGGCGAUUAGAACGAUGUGACGCCAAUCUAGUUUGGUAUUGCAUUCUCUUCGGUUAUAAGGGCCUUCUUCUACUUUUUGGCCUCUUUUUAGCCUACGAAACUCGAAGUGUUAAAUUGAAGCGACUCAAUGAUUCUAGACUCGUUGGUAUGAGUAUAUACAAUGUUGUUAUCCUUUGUAUGAUUACUGGCCCGGUAUCACUUGUUAUAGUUAACCAUGUAGAUGCUCACUUCGCCUUCAUAACAUUCACUAUAAUCUUCUGCUGUUUCAUCUCCAUGGCACUGAUAUUUAUACCCAAAAUAGUUGAGCUGGUUAGGAAGCGCGGUUCCCAUCUUUCCUUUGGUGGGUCCUACAUGAAUGGAACUUUCCAUGAGACACUAACAAUUCAAGAACAGGAAGAAAGGUUGAAAAAGCUAACCUUAGAAAAUGAAGAACUUCAGGCCAAAAUAGCUGAAAAAGAGUCUCAAAUUGACGAAGUACGUAAACAAAUGGAAGAAAUAAUGAAAAAGAAGGAAAGCGAACCAAAACACACGAAAAAAGCUGUACGAAUUCAAGAGCCUGAUGAACCAAGGACUAUUGGUACAAUCCAUGUUGACCCAGCAACUGACUCAGGUUAUCAAUCUGCUCGUGGCUCCAGACCAUCAGAUUUUGAAAUAUCAGAAUCAUAUCUUUGAACCAAAACAAUCAAAAUUGAAACAUAAGAUAAUGGUUGCUCAGCUUAAAACAAAGGUGAUUCAAGUGCUUAUUUUGAACGUAAGGUUGUGCUGCGUUGACUGCUAAUCAAAGAGUAGAGAAGCUCUAAUCUUCUUAGCUGCUAAUGCUAAGAAGUUGGAUUAUAAAAUUGGCUGAAGGCUUUUAUUCAACGAGUAUUUCUGGUUAUAAUUGUAUCAGAAGAGACCAAAUUAAUAAUUAUUCAAAAUGAGAUUUAUAUCAAAUUUUACCCUUGCCUAAUCCAUUGAUCAAUUGAAUGUUGGUUAACCAUUUCAAAAUGUUUCAACGCAAUAUUCAACCUGAACAUUUCUCAACAUCUGUAAUCAUUUGGAGCACCUUAAAACCCUGUGAUAAUUCAUUAAAUGGUGGUUAAUCUGACUCAAAUGAAAUAAUUCAUCAAUCUCUACCUUAAAAUUGUUGAACAAUGGAUUGGAAAACUCAUUGUUAGUCAACAAUUUCCUAUCUAGUAUAUCAUGCUCAUGAAAAGACCAUCAACUCUUUCAUCUCAUUCCAUCUUCACCUGCUAUUCAACACAAUCCAUUGUUAACAUUCAUCAUCCAUUUGUACAAAUCAUUGUUUUUUUUGGUUUCGCACUCAAAAAAUGUACAUUGAAAAUUUUCGAACAAGUCAAGCAAUUGGAUUAAAUCAACGCAACAGUAUCAAUUGCCUGAACGGCUAACACUCAGCAAACCCCAACCUGCCAAACUAGAAUCUUUAAUUUUACCCAUUUGAAUAAUAUUUUUACUGUGUUUCCAUGGUGUAGCGGUCCAUUCAAUUAACAAGCAUGAUCGAUCGGCACUGAGUGGCAUCGAUCUAGGAAUUGAUCUACCAAUCCAAUGCAACAUUUAGCCAGCACAAACAUCUGUAAUUGAAAGCCAUUACAAAUACUGAAUGGACUUGAUUCCCAAAGAUGUUCACUCAUUGAUUAUUUUAGUUGCUUUCCUAAAUUAUCGAGUCACCAUCAACACUGGUUUUGUUAAACAGUAAACCACUUGUUAAUUUAGUUGAUCAUUUUUUUAUCGCAUUGUAUCUUAUUCAAACUGAUCAAAUGAAUGCAAAUCUGUUCAUCACCCUACAAUACAAAAUCAAUUGUAAAUAAAUAAUUUAUGGCAUUUUUUAUUAAAACACAAAUUGAAACAAA
Molecule: messenger RNA, 3832 nt
Organism: Tetranychus urticae (two-spotted spider mite)
Lineage: Eukaryota; Metazoa; Arthropoda; Arachnida; Trombidiformes; Tetranychidae
Product: gamma-aminobutyric acid type B receptor subunit 1-like
Biological process (GO): gamma-aminobutyric acid signaling pathway; G protein-coupled receptor signaling pathway
Cellular component (GO): membrane; G protein-coupled receptor heterodimeric complex
Molecular function (GO): G protein-coupled GABA receptor activity
Source: RefSeq, a predicted model, not a curated record